UCGGUUUGCAGCUGGAACAACUGGAUCAGGCGCUGUUGUUGCGGAAAUUAAAAAGAACUGUAGCUAUACUUUUUUUUUGAAUGCUUUCAAUUUUAUUUCUCAAUUCAUUUAGUUGUGCUGUUUUUAUUUGUUUUUAUUUUACUCUUCAGAUCCAAAGAGAGAUUUUUUUUUUUUUUUUUUUUUUUACUUGUGGAAGUUUAUUAAUUUAGCCCAUCAGAAGAGCGAUCGGUCCGGACAGGAGCGACGGGACUGAAGCUUGGUGAGCUCAGCAGCAUCAGACUGCGCGUUGAUCUGGACGCAGCGCUCCGUGCCAACGCCUUUCCCUCUCUCUGCGCUUCUCCUCCCGGUUGGGGAACUACAGUUCACACCGAGCCAGGAGCUGCAGAUCAGGGCGGCGCCCGAAGUCAACAUCCCCGAAGCUGAAAAAGUUGGUUUUGGAGGAGUGGGGGACAAAAACAAAAAAACAAAGAAAAAAUGGGCUGCACGAUCAGCGCCGAGGAUAAAGCUGCGGUGGAGAGGAGUAAAAUGAUUGAUAAAAACUUACGAGAGGACAGAGAGAAAUCGUCCAGAGAGGUGAAACUGCUUCUACUCGGUGCUGGGGAAUCUGGAAAAAGCACUAUUGUUAAGCAGAUGAAAAUCAUCCAUGAGGACGGCUACUCAGAAGAAGAGUGCAAGCAGUACAAAGUGGUGGUGUACAGCAACACCAUCCAGUCCAUCAUGGCCAUCAUCAGGGCGAUGGGGCUGCUGAAGAUAGAUUUUGGGGAUGCUGCCCGGGCAGACGAUGCGCGGCAGCUGUUCACCCUGGCGAGCUCGGCGGAGGAAGGAGUGAUGUCUCCAGAGUUGACCGGCGUGAUCCGCAAGCUGUGGAACGACAGCGGUGUCCAGGCUUGCUUCGAUCGAUCUCGAGAGUAUCAGCUCAACGACUCGGCUGCAUACUACUUGAAUGCAUUGGACAGAAUCUGCAAGCCGAACUACAUCCCGACACAGCAGGAUGUGCUGCGCACCCGCGUCAAAACCACUGGGAUCGUGGAAACUCACUUCACCUUCAAAGAUCUCUACUUCAAGAUGUUUGACGUCGGCGGUCAACGCUCAGAGAGAAAGAAGUGGAUUCACUGUUUUGAAGGAGUCACAUCCAUCAUUUUCUGCGUAGCGCUCAGCGACUACGAUCUCGUCUUGGCUGAGGAUGAGGAAAUGAACCGAAUGCAUGAGAGCAUGAAGCUGUUCGACUCCAUCUGCAACAAUAAGUGGUUCACACAAACUUCCAUCAUCCUCUUCCUGAACAAGAAGGACUUGUUUGAAGAGAAGAUCGCCCGGAGCCCGCUUACUAUCUGCUACCCCGAGUACAAUGGCGGGAACACAUAUGAAGAGGAAGCAGCUUACAUCCAAUGCCAGUUUGAAGACCUCAAUAAACGAAAGGACACAAAGGAGAUCUACACCCACUUCACUUGUGCCACAGACACCAAGAACGUGCAGUUUGUGUUUGAUGCGGUCACUGACGUCAUCAUCAAGAUCAACCUGAGAGAGAUUGGACUCUACUGAUGCUCCAGCUACCUUCCAGGUGGUUUGAAAGAAUCUGGACUUCUGGGAUGUCUUGACGAAUUGGAACAUAGUUUUAACUAAAGACUACACUCGUGCUACAAGCAGGAUCUAAAGGGCAACUCUGGCCACUCUGGUCUCCGUAAAUUUUCAGAUGUCGUGUGCACUUGGAGAAAGCGACCUAGGGAAACUUGUGAAUUGAUUAUUGUGAGUCGGGAUUUAUUCAAUAUCUGUUGAUUAUCCAGACACAUGAAGUCUUGGUUGCAUUGCCGUAUUGUUUGUGAUCUGCACAAUGACCAAAACGGAUCGUUUCAAAGAAAACCCAUCACUACAGUUCAGUUUUUUAUGAAUAUACGGUUCCCAUUUCUGUUGUGUUGUGUCCCGUCUUAAAUGUCUGUGUUUUUGCUUUUAUUAACUUGUUCUUGUUAAGUUUUAUUUCAAUUAUUAGAUCCAGUUUCUAGGUUUCAUAUUCCCACUUUUGGACAUUUGAAUUCCAUGACUUUUGUUUUUGGACAGAUUUUUAUGUGGGCAGUUUCUAUAUAUUAUAUAUGAUGUAAUUGUUGUAGUUUGGAAGUAAAUAGCUAGAGUCGAAUGAAAUCAGUUGCACACAUAUUGUCUACUUAGUUAUUGUUGAUUUAAAUUAGAAUUAGAUGUAGUGAACAAUAUUUUUAAUCCUGAAACAAAUCACUGAUUAAAUCAGUUGAAAGGGACACUUUUAUUUUAUUCUGCUUGUUAUUUCCUAUUUGAUUUUUUUAUUUGGACCAUAAAUAUGGCUGAAAUUAUUUAAUCAGUGAAAGUCAAUGUUUGUCUGUUUUCUUCCAAGGUAAUAUUAUGCUAAAAACAUACAAGUUGGUUAUUGUUUUAGAUAUUCAAAGGAGAUAUUUUGUCAUUUUGCCAUAUAUAAUAACAUUUGCUCCUGCUGUGGAGUCAUGGUAAUAAGACAGUUUCCCUAAAGGUCAUGCAGUAAUAUGAAAAACUAAAUAGACCCUUGCUGUUUGCAUUGGAUUUAAGAAGAUAAAGUAAAAGCCUAUUUAGGACUUGCCCUAAGGAAUGGGUGUCUCAACAAGCUCCUUCGGGUAUGUUUGGAAACUGUUGAACACGAAAGUCUUGUGGGGCGGGAGAAUGUCCCUUUUCUUUAAAAUGAAUUCAACAGCAUGAGUAUGGUUUAUACGUUGCAUCUAAAUGACCCCUGAGACAUCAGGAAUCCUUUGAUAAGAUGAAAUUGCACAAUAAUAAACAGCACAUUAUUAUUAUUUUUUCCGUUGUCAAGCAUGGUGGUGGGAGGCUGAUGAGUUGGGUCUGUUCUGCAACCACAGGACCUGACCCAACCAUCCAGUCAUUACGUCAAACAUGAAAUCCUCUGUGUACCAAAGCGUUCAGGCCAACAGAAUGAGCUGAAGUCUGAUCUACAUUUGAUCAUCCAGAGGACAGUGAUUUGUACACAGCAACAAAACUAGUGCUGCUAAAAAAAA
Fundulus heteroclitus (mummichog) is the source of this 3008-nucleotide messenger RNA. It is a transcript of the gene gnai3, whose product is annotated as guanine nucleotide binding protein (G protein), alpha inhibiting activity polypeptide 3. Lineage: Eukaryota; Metazoa; Chordata; Actinopteri; Cyprinodontiformes; Fundulidae. Bases 475 to 1539 code for a protein of 354 amino acids. Gene Ontology annotation, molecular function: GTP binding; G-protein beta/gamma-subunit complex binding; GTPase activity. Gene Ontology annotation, biological process: adenylate cyclase-modulating G protein-coupled receptor signaling pathway. Gene Ontology annotation, cellular component: heterotrimeric G-protein complex. The transcript has 9 exons. The record is from RefSeq and is a predicted model, not a curated record.